CUUCUCCUUCCUCUCCUCCUCUUCCUCCCUCUUUUCCCUCCCUCCCUCUCUCCCGCCCUCCCGUCAAAAGCCUACCCACAAUGCCUUGCAAUCUGCAACGUAGCCGGAAGAUGGCGGCUGCGGUGUAGAUGUGGGACCGCGGCUCCCUAGACUGCUCCGGUGACUCCUCGCCUCGUGGGGCCCCGACGGCGUCGGAGGCUCCGACUCCUCAGCCGGUCCGAGUCCUCCUCCCGCCUCCGGUUUCUGCAGAAUCAUGGCAAGUCCAAGAACAAGGAAGGUUCUUAAAGAAGUCAGAGCACAGGAUGAAAACAAUGUGUGUUUUGAGUGUGGUGCAUUCAAUCCCCAGUGGGUGAGUGUGACCUAUGGGAUUUGGAUCUGUUUGGAAUGCUCAGGGAAACAUCGAGGCUUAGGAGUUCAUCUCAGCUUUGUGCGCUCUGUUACCAUGGACAAAUGGAAGGACAUUGAGCUUGAGAAGAUGAAGGUUGGGGGAAAUGCCAGAUUUCGAGAAUUCCUAGAAUCCCAAGAAGAUUAUGAUCCUUGUUGGUCAAUGCAGGAGAAAUACAACAGCAAAGCUGCGGCUCUUUUUAGGGACAAGGUAGCAACAUUAGCUGAAGGAAAAGAAUGGUCACUUGAAACAUCAUCUGCUCAAAACUGGACUCCACCUCAACCUAAAAUGGCUCUAUCCUCAGCUCACCGUGCUUCUGGCCAGUCCCAGAAUAUGACUGCCUCUUCAGACAAAGCUUUUGAAGACUGGUUGAAUGAUGAUAUCAACUCAUAUCAAGGAGGCCAAGAGAAUCGCUAUGUUGGGUUUGGUAACACAGUACCUCCUCAGAAAAAAGAUGAUGACUUCCUCAAUAAUGCCAUGUCAUCACUGUAUUCGGGCUGGAGCAGUUUUACAACUGGAGCAAGCAAGUUUGCUUCUGCAGCUAAAGAAGGGGCUACAAAAUUUGGAUCCCAAGCAAGUCAAAAGUUUUGGGGCUACAAGCAGCAACCAGAGCCGGCCUCAGAGUUAGGUCACAGUUUAAAUGAAAAUGUUCUCAAACCUGCACAGGAAAAGGUAAAAGAGGGAAAGAUUUUUGAUGAUGUGUCCAGUGGGGUAUCUCAUUUGGCAACCAAGGUUCAGGGGGUUGGCAGUAAAGGAUGGAGAGAUGUCACUACCUUCUUUUCAGGAAAAACAGAUGAACCCUCAGAGAGACCACCUGAGGGUGAUAGUUACCAGAACAGUGGAGGAGGACACUACCAGAACAGUGCUAUAGAUCAGAAUUUCUGGGAAACUUUUGGAAACUCAGAACUUCCCAAGACUCAUAAAUCACCUAGCAGUGACAGCUGGACAUAUGCAGACAAUUCCACAGAGAAGAAGAGCUCAGAUAGCUGGGAUAUCUGGGGCUCAGGAACUGUCUCCAACAACAAAAACAGUAAUAACAGCGACAGCUGGGAGAAUUGGGAAACCAACUGGGAAAGUGCUGGAGGGGAGGGCAAAACUACCAAGGCCUCAAAGAAGGCGACCAAAGCAGCAACAUCCUCUGACGAAGGAUGGGACAACCAGAACUGGUAGACACAACCUUGGCCACUGGUGGAGAGAAGUCCUCCAACAGUUAUAGGCCAUCUUGUGCUUAGUCUUCAUUUCUUCUGACAUCUGUUUUGCCUGAGACAACAAGACGUAUGAAGCAAAGUGAAAUUCUCUUAGGUGAUUCAGCAUGACCUUUGUUCUUCAGUCAUCAAAACUCUUUGCAGGCAUCUGAGCUUUCUUGGGCUAUUCUUUGAAGCCAGAUGACUUUCUUCAGGGUGUCCUGCCCCAGAAACUUCCAGUUCAAGUGCAAGCACUUUCUCCUGGCUCCGUACUGCAUGUGCAAUUUUUCUAGAAUUUCUUGUGCAGCCUUCAUUGUACUGAUGUGUUAGAGUCCAGGACCAGAUGAUGUCAUCAAGGGGCAACAAAAAGAACUGCAGUUCUUUGAAUGCAGAAUGAAAGACAUUCAUUGAAAUGACACUAAAUAAAAUACCUUCCUGAAUUGUUAGGAUGAAUGAAAUUAUGUGAAAUGUUUUUGACCUUUUAUGAAAUGUCUUUUUAAAUUGAAAUGCCUUUUAAGUUUAAAGGGUUUUGAUUUUUUUUCAUUGUUCUCUACAAAGAAUUCCUAGAGUUGGAAAACUGAAAAAUACAGAAAGCAAUAUCAACACUGACUUUUGGCCAUCCUGCCCCUACUUGGAUGUCCAGAUCGUCCUUGUUGCCUUUUCUCUCUCUCUUACCAUUUCAGAUCUAUAUGCCCAUUGUUCAAAUCCCUCAGGGUGAUAAUAUUUAUAAUGCAAAGUGAUACAACUUAAAACAUUAUUAUAAAAGAGUAUUCUUUUGUCAUUCCUUUUUAACCUUUUUACUCUUACUUGCUAACAUGAACACUUUAAUUAAUAACUUUUUUCCCCUUACCAUUUCUCAUAGUACCUAUUUUGAGAUCUUUUUACCACACUCACAUCUGUAGAUGUGAACUUUAAAUCAGUGUUAAUACUAUAAAGGAAUGCAACUAGGAUAUCAAAAUGAAAGGAUAAAAAUAAAAUAGCAUUAAAUAAAAUGGUAAACCACUUUGGUUCCAAAUAUAAAUGUUAUUUUUUAAUCUACAUUCUGGCUCUCCAAAUCUAGUUUUACUUUAUUUGUUGUAUGGCUAGUUAUUAAAAUAAUCUUUGCUUUCUCUUUCUUCUUACCUGUUUGCUCUGGAUUAUGCUUGCGAAAAGAAUUUUGUUUUUAUAUUUUCUUGCUAGCACUGCAGUUCAUCAGAGCAGUGAGCAUUAAAAUUUAAUUCACACUAUUGAUUAAAACAAAAUUGCCCAAAAGAAUAAUUUUGUAGGGAAAUAUACCAGAGAAACAGAUUUUUAUUAUUCAUUUUUCUCUAGGCAUUCUACAAAUUUUCUUUACUGUUUCAGUGUUAAUAUAGUUUGGUUUUUUUUUUUUUUUUUUAAGUCAAUUUUGGAAUUCACUUAAACCUCCAAUCAUGAUGCCAUGGAUGAAAAUUCUCAGAAAAUAUGACACCCUUUUAAACCUUUGACUGGCUUUCAUAGAAUUUUUACACUCCCAAAAAGGGUGAUAUUUGUUAUCUACACAAGUUUAUUCAUGUUAACUCUUUGUUAUUGAAAAAUUUGGUCAAAAACCAUAAAGAAGUAUUCUUUUUUGAGGAGGGGAAUGGGGGAAGAUGGGGCAAUCUUUUCAAAUUAUAAUUGUGCUAGAUCUUGGUUACCAAAGCAGUGUCAGGAUUUGAAGAUGGAAAAAUCAUACUUUGUAUAUUGGAAGUUGGCACCAUUGUGGUCACUGCACUAUUUUCCCCUGUUUCAAGUUAACAUUUAAUUCUUGGUGGUUUUUAUUUUUAAUUUUAUUUUGCUAUUGUCUUUCCUUUGAUAAGUGUCUUCUACUUGUCUGCAGUUAUUGAAUCUUCUAGUGAGCUAUUUUUACUUGACCAUAUGGGAGUUUUUAUCUGGUUUAAAUAUACUAGCUUAAUACGUUACUUUUUUCCACCAUCUCUUUUCCUUUACAUGGAGACUUCUUUUAGACAAAAAACAAAACAGAUCUAUAUUUUGAUAAUAAGAAUUUCUGCCAUAAUGGUCAAGAUUCUCUGCUCUUUUAGGAAUGCCUAGACUUUUUUUCAUUCAUCUUGUCAUUUUGUUCUGAAGACUCCACAGUUUAAGUGCAUGUUAACAUGAAAUAAUUUGUCCGUUAAUCUUUUUUGCAUCAACUCUUACCUCAUCACUUGUCAUCUGUGGAUUUUGAAACAGUAGUGCAUGUAACCUGAGAGCCUUGUCUAAUUUAAAUAUAAAAUGUUUUCUCCACUUUCUUGAUUAGCAAUGUGUGUGUGUGUAUGUGUGUAUGAUGGUAGCAGUAUUUAUGUCAACAGAAGUCACUGGAUGGAUUGGGUCAUCUAAUUGUUCAAGUUAUCUAUCUCAAAUGAUCCAUAGACAUUUUGGCUUUCUGUGUGCUUUCUUAUUAUUGUUGGAUUCUAUCAGUCUUUCAUUAACAAGAUAGAUUUUUAGAUGAGCAAACAAUCUCUUGCAUAUUCUUUUGCUUUAACAUUGCAUUCUUUUAUCCUUUUGUGCUUAUGUUAAUAUUUAUGUCCAUCAGUACUGUUUCAUAUUUCUAGGAUUUGUUUAAGUCUAAUUCAUUUCAUGAAGUGGAAUAUUUUUAGCUCAUACCUCAGUAAAGCACAACUUGAUGAAAAUGAAGUUUUUCCUAAAAGAAAAAUAUUCCUGAAGCUCACAGUUCCAGGAAGUAUAGUUGUCAGUCACCAAGUACUGCUAUAAGUGUUUGUUGAAAUAGCAUUUAAAGGAGUUUAUGAAUAGGUCGGUAAUAAAACAAAUCAACUUUCAGUUUAGGAAUUUGUGUGUUUUUGAAACAAGGUGAAAGUCAAAUUUCUUCUCUCCAAAUAGAGUAGUGAUAGGGAGAAGAAUAAAGCAUCUUGGUGGACAUUGAGAAAUCUUUGCCUGGGUGAAAUAGGUUGAAAAUGUAAAAGAACUUGAGGAUUUUAUAUAGGUGAACAUUUCUUUCCUAGGACUAACUUAACAUACUUCAAAGUCAAAGAUAGUGAUUCUCUGAUGGUAUAUUGGAGGAAGAACAAACUCUGGAGAAGUUCAAGAAAUUGAGCCAUUAUGUGUAACAAAUCUGUCUUCCAUUGUUCUCAAACUAGAAUGCUGUAGGAGAGCCUAGCCUUUUAAAAUUGGCUUCAGUUUUUUGUUACUGUUGUUUUGUCUUAGCUCUUGAACUUUACAAUGUUGGGUUUUGGUUUUUAAUUUUUUAUUUUCCCCCAUUUUUUUGGACUCAUUGAUAAAACUGCUACUUGUUUUUUUUUUUUUUUUCCCUGUCCAAACUUAAUGACAUUCCUCUGGUAGGUAAAGAAUUUGUUAUGAUUGUAACAAUUGUGCAAUAUUUUAAUAUGUGUGAACAAAUUUGCCUUUCUUCUUAUCUAAUCCAGGAAGUAAAAUUUUAAGGUGCAGUCUCCCUUUUUGAAAUUAGAGUAUUAGACACCUCACUUGCAAAUGUUUGUUGUUGCUCAAGGGGAAAAUUUGAAAGAAUUCUCAGUGCUAGUCAAAAGGUGUAUUCCAAAACCAGUUUCCAGAAUGCUAUAACAGGGUGUUCUAAUGUGACCUUCAUUGUAUAUCAAAGAAAACAAUUCUUCCUCUGUGUCAGUUGCAGAUAAUUUUAUAGCAUGCCAUCCAAGAUAAGGGGAGACUGUAUCUUCAAUUUUCUUGGUCUGUUUUUGUGGUGUUUUAAGGAUUUGGAAAUUUUGGUGAUGUUAUUCUGUUCUAUAAAAAUGGUAUUGGACUUAAACUGCCAUGUCAUCCUUUAAAUGAGCAUUACAAUAAAGCAAAGAGAAGUAGAUGCAA
Sarcophilus harrisii (Tasmanian devil) is the source of this 5355-nucleotide messenger RNA. It is a transcript of the gene ARFGAP1, whose product is annotated as ADP ribosylation factor GTPase activating protein 1. The record is from RefSeq and is a predicted model, not a curated record. Gene Ontology annotation, molecular function: GTPase activator activity. The coding region runs from base 254 to 1555 and encodes 433 amino acids. The transcript has 14 exons. NCBI's taxonomy places the organism in Eukaryota, Metazoa, Chordata, Mammalia, Dasyuromorphia, Dasyuridae. Gene Ontology annotation, cellular component: Golgi membrane. Gene Ontology annotation, biological process: regulation of ARF protein signal transduction; regulation of endocytosis.